GUAAAGACUUCAUUUGGUACGCCAUGUCUGGAGAACACUGCUUUCAUGGUUGUCACUUAAUGGUUGUUCAGUUUGUAGACCUCUGGAUAUUGUGAGUAAUAGUCCGACUACCAUAUAGUCCUUUCCAUUUAAAUCAAUAGAUUAGCACCAACCUUCGGAUAUGACCUGCCUGCUACUGGGUGUGGUUUCAGUGGCUCUGCUGGAUUGCUUGCUUGAUAUUUGAGUCAAACUGAACAGCUUGACCCCUCAUUUGCCACAUCCUGAUUGAUCAGUGGCGUGUUUAUUCCUUGCAUUUCUCUAUUCCCAAAUGUCCUUUGUGUAUUUUUGCAACAUCUUUCUCUUUAGGGAUAAUUUGCUACCUUUGUUGAUGAUGCCAUCUACAACUGAUUGUUCAGCUCUGUAGUUCCAGUAAUCAGUGAUUUCAGGUUCACAGCUCUGUUUCAUUCAUUUAACACAACAAAAUAAAACAAGGAGAGAAUUUGUGAGGCCAAUUUUUAGGGUUUGUACAGAAUGCUCAGUAGAUGAUAUUUAGGAACAGUAGCUGGGUGAUAUGACCAUGUGAACGGGAUCAUUCUCCAUCAGAGCAGAAGAUGCUGUCUGAAUCUAUGAUCGUGCUCUGUAUCUGCUGACCUUCACUCUAUUCUGACAGACGCUCUGCCGGCCUGUCAGGCAGCCUCCAGCGGAGACAUCCAUCAGCUCUAUGCGAUCCUGAAAAUGAACCCGACCCUGCUGGACGUUCAGGACAAACACACCGGGGACACGCCCCUCAUUGCUGCUUGUCGUCAUGGUAACCUGAAUGUGGUUAAGUACCUGGUGGACAACAAGGCAAAUGCCCUGCUUACCAAUAAGAAACAGAGGACAUGUCUUCACUAUGUGUCUAAGAAGACUCUGUCUCUUUUGGACUACCUGAUGAUCGCCAUCCUGAUGCCUAUCCUGCUGCUGGGAUACGUCCUCAUGCUGCAGAAAGAGAGAAAGAGUGUGGCGCUGAUGGAGGUCCUGCUGAGCAGUAGUGUGAAUGUUAGCGCCAUUGACUAUAAAGGCAACACAGCGCUGCACUAUGUCUGUCAAAGGAAAAGUCACAGUCUGGUUCCUCUGCUGUUGAAACGGAAUGCCCAAACUGACAUUAGGAAUAAGAAUGGAGAAACUCCGCUGGACAUCGCCACCCGGCUAAAGUUCACAAAGAUAAUUGCCAUGCUCAGGAAGACAAACUAAUGGACACCCACCACCAUCAGUUAGAGCUCAGACUGAUCCAUAAUGCUAAGCUAGGUUAAAGGUUUGGGUGCUAAGCUAGGUUAAUGAUUUUUAAGAAGUUACAGUACUGUAAUAUUAUUGAACCCUGUUGCAAAGUUUGGCUAACUAAUUCUGUGUUAAAUUGUGUUUUUUGGCUUCAGUCGAUUCAAAUCUGUUCAUGGAUAAUGGUUUUGUACUCGGAAGUGGGAUUUUCCGAGUUCCGUCUCGGAAAAAGCACAAAAACAAUGCCUCAAGUCUGAUUUCAACUAGGAAUGUUGCAGUUCACCAAACAAACUCGAGUUCAGUAUCGGAUAUGACUGUGCACAUAUAGAAUAUUGUAAAAGUUUCAGGUAUAAACAGUUUAAUAGCACUUCUGACAGUUUAUAUAUCAUUAAACCAGAGCCACACAGUGCUGUAAAGUAGCUAUAUGUGACCAUGCUCCUUUUUGUCCUUUACCACAAAUAGAAAAAUAUUAUCGGCUUGCACUGCUAAAAGUACUUAGCUUCAAAACAAAUCGCACAUCCCAGUGUUUUUCCACUAACAAUUAAAAUGCUCUCAACUUCUAGGCCAACAGUUUCUAUAUGUAGCAUGAAUCUGUCUAUAAAUGCUAAAGUAGGCUAAAAGUUACUCUUUAUCAUCAGUUACAUUAUUUCUAUACAUAGAUGCUAAUAGGCUAAUGUUUUUACACUAAGGAAGGCUCACAGUUACUAAGUAGUUACAAUAAUGUAAUACUGUUAAAUAUUGACAUUUGCUGAAAUAACUACCUUUAACUGUUUAAAAAUGCUAAGCAUGCUAAUCUUUAUAUCUAGCCUCAGAUAAUUUCUACAUUUAUUUGCUAAUGAUUUCUUUUUGUAGCUUUAGUUGCUUUCUUUAUAGAUGCUAAGCAAGUGUGACUGAGAGCGAAGAGUGGAGAAUCUAUGUGCAGAUGUAAAACUAAACUUGGAACCGAAAUUUCAAUGUUUUUAACAUUUUUAAGACAAAAUGUCUGUGAUAUGUGCAAAUAUUUUUCUUGGAACACAGCUGCUGAAGUUAAAGUUACACUGUAUCAAAAUGUUCUUUCAGUUUGUUAUACUUUGCUCUUUAUGUUGUAAUUUAUAAUGUAUCCUGGGACAUAUUUACUGUGUAGAAAGGACAGACUUCUGAUUGAGACAUUGACAAGAUAGCAGCAUAAAGUAGCGCAAUUUCAGAACCCUUGUGACAAAUAAUGUUUGUCCAGACAAAACAGAUUUGCUCCUGACCCGUCACCUUCAAAGACAAAAGUCCAUAAUGUCUACUACAGUAAAGCACAAGAAAAACAUCUGUCUACCAGCAACAUACAAAGAUGCCAAAAGGAGCAGAACGUCUUCCCCAGCUAAUAAUGCAGAUGAUGUGUUCAAUGUUAGUGUUUGAUUAAGUGGUCCUGUUCUGCUUACACUAAAGUGAUAUUCAAUAAAUUACAAUAGUAUUAAAAAGUUUAUUUAUUGCAGUAAUUUAAUUCCCAAGGUGAACACAUAAUAUAGAUAAGUUGCAAACAGACUGAUGUUUUCAAUCACAUGUUUUCUGAAAAGUGGCCAAGAUUACUAACCUACUGGAAAUGAAUCCAGAGGCAUUUAGAAUGCUCACUGGGUUUUUUUACCCUUUAGUUGUGAGUGAAUGUACUUGUGUUAUAUCUCUUUUAAGAGAUUUGAUUAAUAUGAUAAAAAUGUAUCCUGAUUCUUUUAAUAAGCAACAAUGGCAUCAGAAGAAAUGGUUGAAACCAGAACCAGCUACAGCAGUAGAUUGGAUUUCAGAUUACCAAAACAAUUUACAUAAUAGAAAAACUUUCAGAUAGGGAAAUAUUUUUAAUAGGUUUACAGAACAUGUGAAACCUGUGAAGUAAGAUUUCUGCUGACUGACAAGCUGGGUAGGAACUGUGAAUUAAUUUACAUUUAAGGGGUGCAGUGGUUUUGGUGUAAACAUGCUGUUCUGUGCUGUCAGUGUCCAGUAUCAUAGAAUGUAAAAAGUGCAUGCUCCCCAUUCAUGGCAGUGUUACUGAUCAUCUUUCUUUUCUCCAUUUGCGGUUUGCAAAAUAACAUGUUAGUACCUUUUCUUUUGUUUGUGUUGUUUUUCCUUGCUUAAUCCUGACAAUAACCUCCAAAGGUGAAAUGUUUCCUUAUUUAUGUAACAUUGUUUUGAAUGUGAAUUGCAGUGCCAAAAUAUAAAAGACCUUACAAAAGAAAAUGACAAUAAAGGUUUCAAAUGCAAA
This is a messenger RNA of Girardinichthys multiradiatus, 3454 nucleotides long. It is a transcript of the gene ankrd22, whose product is annotated as ankyrin repeat domain 22. The record is from RefSeq and is a predicted model, not a curated record. Bases 715 to 1212 code for a protein of 165 amino acids. Lineage: Eukaryota; Metazoa; Chordata; Actinopteri; Cyprinodontiformes; Goodeidae. Gene Ontology annotation, molecular function: protein binding. The transcript is spliced from 6 exons.